Biomphalaria glabrata is the source of this 2601-nucleotide messenger RNA. RefSeq names its product lysine--tRNA ligase-like. Gene Ontology annotation, biological process: lysyl-tRNA aminoacylation. Lineage: Eukaryota; Metazoa; Mollusca; Gastropoda; Planorbidae. The record is from RefSeq and is a predicted model, not a curated record. The transcript has 15 exons. Gene Ontology annotation, cellular component: cytosol; mitochondrion; aminoacyl-tRNA synthetase multienzyme complex. Gene Ontology annotation, molecular function: lysine-tRNA ligase activity; tRNA binding; ATP binding. The coding region runs from base 109 to 1821 and encodes 570 amino acids.
UAGGAAGUCUUCUACUUUCAAAGUUAAAAAACAAAUCAAAACAUAUUUUAUCUUUUUUUCUCCAAGAGUACUCACGUGUAUAUGUGUCUAAAAUAAACUAACAAAAGGAUGGCGGAUUCCUCUGAAAUUCUUAGUAAAAAUGAACAAAAACGAAGGCUUAAAGCUGAAAGACAGGCUAAAAAGAAAUCUGAGAAACAGGCAGCAGAAGUGACUACGGGAAAUAAAGUCGCAGAGUCUGAAGAUACAGCAGUACAGGAUGAUGACGAAUGUGAUCCAACGGAAUAUUUUAAUAUGCGCUCCUUGGCUGUGGCCAACCUGAAAAUCACCGGAGACCAUCCCUACCCACACAAGUUUCAUGUGGGCAUGUCGUUGAGAGAGUUCAUUGACAAAUACAAUCAUGUGGCACCUGGAGAAAUACUGGAGGAAGUAGUGACUGUGUCAGGCCGAAUACAUGCCAAAAGAUUAUCUGGGGCCAAGCUGAUCUUUUAUGAUUUGAGAGCAGAGUCAGUCAAAAUACAAAUUAUGGCCAAUGCAAAGUACUAUGAGAGCCAAGAAUCUUAUGAGAAAAUGGUAGAAAAAGUUAAAAGAGGUGAUAUUGUGGGAGUGAAGGGUAAACCAGGUAAAACAAAGAAAGGGGAAUUGAGCAUUGUGCCAGUGUCAGUGUCUCUACUCUCCCCUUGUUUGAGACAGUUACCACAUCUGUACUAUGGUGUUAAAGACAAGGAAACUAGGUUCCGACAACGAUACUUGGAUUUGAUGAUCAACGAACCUGUGAGGGAUAUAUUUAUAACCAGAGCCAAAAUAAUCAACUAUCUACGCAAGUUUUUUGAUAAUUUAGGCUUUUUAGAGGUUGAAACUCCCAUGAUGAGUUUGAUCCCAGGUGGCGCUGUGGCUAGACCUUUUAUCACACACCACAAUGAUUUGAAUCAAGAUCUGUACAUGAGAAUCGCCCCUGAACUCUAUCUCAAGAUGUUGGUUGUAGGAGGUAUUGACAGAGUUUAUGAAAUUGGUAAACAGUUUAGAAAUGAAGGCAUUGAUCUCACACACAAUCCAGAGUUUACAACCUUGGAGUUCUACAUGGCCUACGCUGAUUACAAUGAUUUAAUGACAAUAGCAGAAAGUUUAAUCUCUGGAAUGGUAAAACAGUUAAAGGGCAGCUACAAAAUUACUUAUCAUCCUGAUGGUCCUGAAGGGCAAGGCUAUGAAAUUGACUUCACUCCGCCUUUUAAGCGUGUGUCUAUGAUUUCAGGCUUGGAGGAAGCAAUGAAAGUCACCUUUCCCCCAGCCACUGAACUGCACACGGAAGCUUCCAGAAAAUUCCUUGAUGACCUUUGUGUGAAACACGAAGUGGAAUGUCCACCUCCCAGGACUGCUGCCCGUCUGCUAGACAAGAUGGUUGGUGAUUUUAUUGAAGACAAGAUAAUAAAUCCCACAUUUAUUAUUGAUCAUCCAGAAAUUAUGAGUCCUCUUUCCAAAACACAUAGAUCUGUGCCUGGAUUGACAGAGCGUUUGGAAUGUUUUGUUAUGCACAAAGAAAUAGUGAAUGCUUACACAGAAUUGAAUGACCCAGUUAUCCAGAGAGAAAGAUUUCAACAACAAGCUAAGGAUAAGGCUGCAGGAGAUGUUGAAGCAAUGUUUGUGGAUGAAAAUUUCUGUGUUGCCCUUGAGUAUGGACUGCCACCAACUGGAGGCUUAGGACUUGGUAUUGAUAGACUUACCAUGUUCUUGACAGACCAGAACAACAUAAAGGAAGUAUUGUUCUUCCCCGCCAUGAGGCCAGAAGAAAACUCACAAAAACCAGAAACCACUACAGAAAAAUAGACAAAUGUGUUUAGCAAAUCUAAUUGAAUGUUUCCUGUAUCACUCCUGUUUCGUGUCACUACAAUUUUAGUUGAAUGGGCAAGUCUUAAACUGCAUUGUACUUGUUUUGUAUUCGUCUGUUUAUUGGCUAGGAUAAGAUCAUUUCAUGCUGUAUUAUUUAUUAACGCAUUCAGUUGAGGCUGCUGUACAUCCCACUUCAUUAAAUUUAACUUAUGGAGAGACAUGGUAAGGUUGUAUGUAAGAUCAACACAAGUAUGUUUUGUUUCACAUUCAUCGCUUGAUACUUUACUUGUUAAUGUAUUUCCUAAAAGUUUCAUUUCAUGGUGCAAGUAAUAGGAAACAUUCCCAAGCUUGAUGUUAGUGAGUCAAGACAACACAUACCUGUAAUGUAUUUUAGAGGUGCACAGUGCAGUAUUUAUUUGUGGGGGCCCUUCAGUUAUUAGUACUUAAAUAACUGGGAGGCAAUUUACUUUGUCUAGUUACUGUAGAAAACAUCGGUGGAGGUAACAAUUCACCUACCAACUUUUAUGUUAUCCAGUCUAACUCAGUGUUUAUUGUUGUUUUUCAAUUUCAAUUUCUGACAUUGUUAUAGCUGACAAAUGUGAGGGUAACGAUCCAGAGAAGAAUGCCAUCAUCUGUUCAUUACUUUUUUUUCAUUCUAAUUAGUUUACUAUUAGUUAAUUACUAGACUGCUAUGAUUGUUUUUUAUUGUCUCAAAGUUACUUUCUUUGUUUUAAUGUUUGUCUCAAUGACUACAAUUAAAGAGUGAUCUCUAUAUGA